CGGAGAAGCUCUACGAGCGUUGAGGCGGUCUCCUCGCAAGAUGAUCAGCGAUGCUUUGAUGUCUAAACUUGCUCAGAGAGGUGCGUCCUCUAUGAUGGGGAAAGGAAUGGAGGUGACUGGUGACAAAGAUUUUGAAGAGACCUCCAAACCCCGAACUGUUGCACCUAGUCACUCGGUAGAACUCAUAGAGGAGUCCUCUGGAAAGGUUGAGCCUGAAGUACCCGUUCGUGUAACUCGUCGGCGUUCUGGGAAGGAAAUAGUAGAUGACACUCCUGUUGUGCAUAAGAAAAUAAGAUUGGUUAAGAAGUCGAGUGGUGGAGAAGUGUUGAAGCCUCAUCAAGGCUUGGUGGAACCUGAGAAGUCAGCUGAGGACGAAGUGUAUUCUAUUGCUAAGACGGCUUCCGUUGCUAAGGAUCGCCUCGAUCAGUUUAUACUGGAGUUUGAUCGGCUAGUUGCCCUGAGUGCUAGAGGAUGUGCGGAGGCUGAGCUUGCUCACCUUCGUCUCGAUGCUGCCGAUGCUGUGCGGCUUAAGGGAGAAGCUGAGAGGCGAUUGGCCAGUCUUGCCAAAAAGCAUGAUGAUUCAGCCAAGCUAGUGUCUAAGUUGCAGGAGCAGGUUGAGGAGCUGUCCACUGACAAGGAGUCUUUGAAUUCUCUGGUAGCUUCCUUCCAUUCCAUGGAAGCUGAUCAUAGAGCUGCUGUGGCCAAGCUUAACUUGGAGCACACUGCUGUUCUUGAAGAGUUGAAGCAGGAGAAGCGAGUGCUUGAGGAGGAAUUGGCCGAAGUGAGGGAUGCUUUGGAGAAGAGUUCGACUGAAGCCUUCAAGGCCUUAGAGAGUGGAUACAAUCUUUGUUGGAAUCGAGUUUCCGAAGCUGGGCUGGAUGUGAGCGCUCACACCUUUGAUCACCACUGCGCAGACGUUGCCCGGAGUCGUGGAGGAGAUGCCUGUUCUGCUAAGGGUGCUGGCUCGGCCUCUUGACUUAUCUCUGUUUUCUGUUUAUCAUGCCUGGGGAAUGCCCUAUAGGCUUUAUGUAUUUAACUUUAUCGUACCUUAUUACUUGCUUGGAUGUUGCUGGUUUGGAUGUUUGUUGCCGUUAUAUCGGCCGAAUCUGUUUGGAACCUUUGCUGCCUGUCGGCGCAAGUUAUGUGUAUUUUGGG
Messenger RNA from Daucus carota subsp. sativus, 1155 nucleotides. RefSeq lists its product as uncharacterized. The coding region runs from base 41 to 976 and encodes 311 amino acids. The record is from RefSeq and is a predicted model, not a curated record. The transcript is spliced from 2 exons. Lineage: Eukaryota; Viridiplantae; Streptophyta; Magnoliopsida; Apiales; Apiaceae.